UGCAUCGUUUGGUCGAGUCUGGUUUGUGGCUUCACACCGGAAGUGAGCGAGAGCGAGCAGCAUGCAAGAUGGUGGCCACCAGGAGAGGAGUACGCGUGUACUCCCCGAGUAAAACAAACUCCGAUCAGGCCUCUGCUGUCCAGGCCACCCCAUCCACUGUUCGGAGAACCAGGAGGACUGCUAAGCAAGCGGAGAGUCCGAGCCGGCAUGGCCAGGAAGAGGAGACCAGCAGCCAGCCGGAGGAGAGCGAGGGAGCACCUCCAGUGUCUCCCCAGAGCCAAGCCUCAGUGAAAAGAUGUACCAGGGCUUCCAGACUCCACAGUCCGGAGCCGCCCUCCACCCCUGUGGGCUCCACCCACGAGGCUGACGUGUCCGACCUGGAGUCCUGCUGCUCCGCCGUGUCUGACAUCGAAAUGCCGGUCACACGCACCCGCGGCAGGAGGAGACAGCCCGGUUUAGUGACUCGGGAAGAGGAUGAGGUAUCUGAGGUAGAGUCUUGUUCUUCAGCGGUAUCCACCUCGAAAGCAGGGCAGAGCACUCGCCGCAGCACCAGGAAAACGAAGACACUCCCGGAGAGUUCGGCCGGCGCAGCGGCCGAGGUCGAGUCUUGCAGUUCUGUGAUGUCAGACUCCCAAAGAGUCACCAGGAGUCAAAGGAGAAGUGUUCGCACCAGGGCGUCAGCAAAAACGCGAACGGAAGACUCGGAGCUCUCAGACGCCGACAGCUGCAUGUCCGGCGUGUCCGCUGCUGAGGUGUCCGUGUCCUCCACCAGCAGAGCCGCUCGGUCUCGGAGGCGACCACAGCCCAUCCCCAUGCACCUGGACGAGGCCUCGGAGGGCUCUCAGUCGCCUGACCCAGGCGGUCGAAGAACCAGAGCUGCAAGAGGGAAGGCGGCAGCUACUGUUGUUGUCAGCGAGCCCCAGUCCUGUGAUUCUGAGGGCUUUGAGUCUGGGCCCACUCUGACUACACAGAGGACCACACGCAGCCAGGUUAAGGCAAGAUCCACAGCUCCCAAAGCCACAGACUCAGAGUCCGAAUUGACUGACGUGCAUUCUCCACUCGGUAGCCCCUGCUCCACGCGAGGCAGAGGGACACCCUGCAGCAGCCGCACAGGCUCUGGGAACAGUGGUCGAGCUGCUCCGGCCACUCGGCUGUCAGCCAAGGCUCUCAGCGUCGUGCUAGAGAGAACGAGCACCCCAAGAGCCGAGGAAGGAGAGGAAACAGGCGAAAGGGAGCCAAGUGUAACAGUGCCAGUGGAGACGAACUCCAAGGUGGGUAAGGUCACUGUAUCGGAGCCAGCAGAGGAGGAGAGUGUAUUAAAUGACUCUACGUUAGAAAGUACAGUGAUUGCUGACCAAGACAACACACUUUCAGAGGAAGAUAAGACCCUAAACUUAGAGGAAGAAGAGGAAGAAGUGAUAGAGGUUGGACCCCGAGGGAGUGUGACAAUGUCUGUUGACGCGGAGAUGAGUGAAUCUGCUGGUGCACUGCCAUCUAGCAGCGCUCCCCAAGAGUCUCCAGACACAAAAGAGACUGGAAAGUGGCACGCCGAAGAAGAAACCCAAGCUGUUAGUGUCGGUGAGCCUGCAGUGGCAGCCACAGACCAGCAGAGAGAGCCGUCUGCUGAGAAUGAGGUUGGAGACACCUCAGAGAUGGCACUGAUGCAGGAAACGGCCCCAUCAUCAAAGCCAGUGGAGCUCCCCUCUUCCCAGUCAGUUACAGUAUCAAUAUGUGAAAGGGCCGCCGCUUCUGAAGUCACAGCGGAGGCCGAAGAGAAGGACAAAGCCAUGGAAACAAGUGAUGUGGACGCCCACACAGACUCUCACCGAUCACAAGCAGAGAGACCGGAAGAUAAGCCUUCGGAUGGGGAUGCUGCUGUGGAAACGCUGCCAGGUGGGGAGGAGGAAAUGGAGGUUGGUUCAUCAGAUAGAGAUGCUCAGCAGGUGGUUAGCUCAGCCGAGGCCCCGCUUUCCCCCUCAAAGCCCAACCGAGUCCAGCCCGAGUCCAUUCAGGUCGCGUCACGCCGGGAGCAGAAGGUCACAGUGGAGCCCGUCUCCAAGCAGCAACCUGAGGAGGACGUUAUCGUCCAGAAAAAAGAACUGAUCAGUCUGCUGGAGAGCAGCGAGGACGAAGAUGAAUUUACAGAAGAAGACGAGGGGGAAACGUCUGGGGAGGAAGAAGAGGAAGAUGAUGAGCGCAUGGAAGAAGAAACAGCAGGUCCUUCCAAGACGCGCGAGGCAGCUUCUGCGUCAGUGGAGGGGCUGUUCAUGAUCGACACCCGCCCGGGGCAGGAGGCCAAUGAUCAGUACUUCAAGGAGGCUCUGGCUGAGGAGCGGGCCGACGCAAAGCGGGCAGACGCUGAGCAGGACGAGCAAGAUGAGGACGAGUUUAUAGACGAAGAGGGAGAUGAUGAUGAUGAUGAAGACGCACAAGUCCUCUUCUCCAGUAAAAAUCCACAGCUGAAAGAGCUGUCCAGCCGUAUUGACCCGGGCCUCAGAGUGAAGGAGCUCGGGGGUUUAUACAUCAAUUUUGAUGGCAGCAAAUCAAAACCUGUCUCCAGUUCACUGAAGAAAUUGAAGAAGCAGAAGAUCCACGAUGAGGUGAUGAAGAAGAGUGUGAUAGGUCCGGACUUUGAAAAGAAGGAUGCAGUGCCUCCGUACAGCGAAGCCAAGCAAGUUUUAAAAAAGAAACACAGAGUGGAGAGGGAGAAAACGACAGGAGACGGCUGGUUCAACAUGAAGGCGCCCGAGGUGACGAAGGAGCUGAGAGACGAUCUCAAAGUCCUUCAGAUGCGAGGCUCCUUGGAUUCCAAGAGGUUCUACAAGAAGAACGACAGGGACGGUUUUCCCAAGUACUUUCAGGUUGGCACUGUGGUGGACAACCCAGCCGACUUCUAUCAUUCCCGUAUUCCCAAGAAGGAGAGGAAGAGAACCAUGGUGGAGGAGCUGAUGGCUGAUGCUGAGUUCAGGCACAACAACAAAAAGAGGUAUCAGCAGAUCAUGAUGGAGAGAGCGGCACGUGGAGCCGGCAAGAGGAACAAGAAAAAGAAUAAAUUCCAUAAGAAGUAACCUGAAGACCUGGAGGGCCUUUUCACAGAUGAUCAGCUGCAAACCUGCCGCCGAGGCUGAGCUGCAGUGCGAGUUAGGAGCGUGAUUGAUGUGUUGGGACAUUUCCAAAUAAAGUUGGCUGUGUGCUGCUAUAAAUGGCUCAUCCCAGACCCUUCAUCUCCUGAGAUGUUGAGACAGUUUAAGUGGAGGUUGAUAAAUUAAGGUGGUUACUACAUACUACUACUACAAAUUAAAAGACUUCCAGUGAAAAGCUGAUUAAACAUGAAAAGUAACAGAUUUUUUUUUAUUAUUACCUUGUACAUUUAUCAGUAAAUAUGGUAGACAUGG
This is a messenger RNA of Myripristis murdjan (pinecone soldierfish), 3395 nucleotides long. It is a transcript of the gene dnttip2, whose product is annotated as deoxynucleotidyltransferase, terminal, interacting protein 2. Gene Ontology annotation, cellular component: nucleolus. The coding region runs from base 69 to 3068 and encodes 999 amino acids. The transcript has 7 exons. Gene Ontology annotation, molecular function: RNA binding. Lineage: Eukaryota; Metazoa; Chordata; Actinopteri; Holocentriformes; Holocentridae. The record is from RefSeq and is a predicted model, not a curated record. Gene Ontology annotation, biological process: RNA processing.